CCGCCCGAUAUACAAACGACACGGCUCGUUCGAGAGGAGCCACGCCAGCGCGGCACCGACCGCCGGCGAUCGCCGCACAAUGCAUGCCGUAUUCAGGUGAUUUGGUGCAAUAAUUCUACACACUCCGAGGCAGUCGGUGGCGGUACGCACCCUAAAGUUUGCGAAUAAAAAAUAGAAGAAGACGAAGAAGAAGAAGAAGACGAAGAAGAGGAGGAAGAAGAAGAAGAAGACAGGCGCCGCAGCUGCGUGUAGCGCAACACAUGAUUUGUAUAUCGGUGGUUUUUCCUUGGCCCAGUCGCGGGGAAGCCGGAGGUCACCUCAGCUCACCACGUUGCCACCGGGAAACCAGGGCUGUUCCGUAACGACUGGGUAGCGCAAUGGACAGUUUCGAUCAUUUCAGUGGGUCGGAGAAGGCAGAGGCGACGGAGCUUCAGCGCAUGAUCGCGAUAGAGCAGCAGAAAGCGCAGUUCCAGGCCCAGGUGCACAAUUUCACUGACAUCUGCUGGGACAAGUGUGUGGACAGUCCGGGCUCCAAGCUGGACUACCGGACAGAGACCUGCCUGGUGAGCUGUGUCGAGCGAUUCAUUGACACCACCCUGACCAUAACCAACCGCUUCACACAGAUGGUGCAGAAGGGCGCUCAUUAAUAAUGGACUAUCGAUGCCAACAGGACUGUAUUAUGACAUAGUGUUUUGUAUUCCUACCAUGGAAGAUAAUGUGAAGAAGACAUGUUUUUUUUAAAAAUAACUUGUUUAGUCUUUGGACUGGUGGUGCUUGAGUGGUCCAAAAUGGGAAAGUCCGCAUAGCUGUGGCUGCAAAUGGCAGCAAGAUGUACCCGUUUUAAUUGAGAAGACAUGUAAUGUGACAUUAUUAAACUGACAAGAGUACACUCGU
Xiphias gladius (swordfish) is the source of this 894-nucleotide messenger RNA. It is a transcript of the gene timm8b, whose product is annotated as translocase of inner mitochondrial membrane 8 homolog B (yeast). Lineage: Eukaryota; Metazoa; Chordata; Actinopteri; Istiophoriformes; Xiphiidae. Bases 378 to 647 code for a protein of 89 amino acids. The record is from RefSeq and is a predicted model, not a curated record. The transcript is spliced from 3 exons.